AUGCUGUUUGGACUGAAGAAUGCUGGUGUAACCUAUCAGCGUGCCAUGAGCACGAUCUUCCAUGAACAUCUUCGCAAAAAGGUAGAGUGCUACGUAGAUGACAUCGUAGUGAAGAGCCAGAAGAAAUGUGACCAUCUCUCAGACUUAAGGAUGAUAUUUGACAUCAUGCGAAUACAUCAACUGAAGAUGAACCCCGCCAAAUCUUUCCUAGGGGUAUCCAGCGGCAAAUUCCUUGGGUUCAUAGUCACCUCUAAAGGACGCUGCCAGCCCUUCACCAAGUUAAUGAAGAAAGGGGUCUCAUUUGUUUGGGAUGGAGACUGCCAAAAGACAUUUAAGGAGAUCAAACAAUAUCUCACUCAGCCGACCAUUCUAGUGGCCUCGGUGAUAGGAAAACAAUUCCUAUUAUAUGUGAGGGCCAUGGAACAUUCUCUUGGAGCUUUAUUAGCACAGAACAAUGAUGAGGGCCAGGAGCAGGCAACCUACUACCUUAGUAGAACCAUGAUUGGAGCUGAACACCGGUACAAUCCGGUGGAAAAAGAAUACCUUGCCUUGGUUUUCGCCAUUCAGAAAAUAUGGCAUUACUUAGUUGGACAAACUAUUCAUCUCAUGCCUCAGAAGGUUGUUAAAGGCCAAGUCCUGGCAGAUUUCUUAGCUAACCAUCCGGUGUCUGAUUCUUCCAGAUUAUAUGAAGACUUACCAGACAAAGUUGCAGAGGCUUAUGUAACUCAAGGAGUCAUGCAAGUAUGGAAAUUGUUCUUCGACGGUGCAUCUAGAGAAAGUCCUGAUGGAGGAAUCACAGCCGGUGUGGGGGUUGUGCUCGUAUCCCCAUAUGGUCAGAUGGCCGAGGAGCUCAACAUCCAAUACCUUGAAGCCUACGGCGAUUCUCAACUCAUCGUAAAUCAAGUCCUAGGAGAAUACGAAGUGCGCAAUGAGGAUUUGAUCCUAUACCACUUUGCGGCGCUAAAGUUAGCUCAAAAUUUUGAGGGCUUCUUUAUCGGACACGUUCCACGGGCUCGUAACGCCUAUGCAGAUGCCUUAGCUUCGCUAGCAACUUCACUGGCAUUGUCACCAAAGGCAGAGACAAAGAUACUCGUGGCAGGUCGUGAUUUGUGUCACCCCAAGUUCCCUCUAGGAAAUCGCUCAGAAGAGGCAACAAUAGAGAUCGUUUGUGAAGCUUCCACAAGUCUUGAACAAAGAGAUUGGCUUGGCUAUUACUGGCCUAAAAAGAUCGUUGACGCCGUCAAUUAUGCUAAAAGAUAUCACGCGUGCCAGGUCCAUGGUGAUUUCAUUCAUCAAGCACCAGGGAAUCUGCAUCCUACAUCUCCAUCUUGGUCAUUCGAGAUGUGGGGAAUGGAUAUUGUUGGACCUAUUUUCCCUCCAACAUCCAAAGGGCAUCGAUUUAUCUUAGCAGUAACCGAUUACUUUUCCAAAUGGGCAGAAGCAGUUCCUUUGAAAGAAGUCAAGGCUUCGGACGUGGUCAAGUUCAUCAAACACCAUGUCGUCUACCGCUUUGGCAUACCCGGGCAAAUAGUUCAUGAUAAUGGAGCCUAA
Molecule: messenger RNA, 1551 nt
Organism: Asparagus officinalis (garden asparagus)
Lineage: Eukaryota; Viridiplantae; Streptophyta; Magnoliopsida; Asparagales; Asparagaceae
Exons: 5
Coding region: 1-1551 (516 amino acids)
Biological process (GO): DNA integration
Molecular function (GO): RNA-DNA hybrid ribonuclease activity; nucleic acid binding
Source: RefSeq, a predicted model, not a curated record